AGCAGAGAGAGAAUUCCCAUCGGAGGCCAUCCCUCCCUCCCCGUCAAGCCCCUGACAGCCGGGCGACAUUGCCUUCCCCCCCUCUCCGGACACUUCCCCCUUUGCCAUAUAUAAGGCCAUGGCCGACCAUACCGUGGCUCAUUUCGCUGUCAUCGUUUGCUGGUUUAAUAUCGUCGCGAAUCUUAUCCAGUUGUUGUUUUUGAACACCGAUCGAGUCACUGCGAACACGUAGUACCGUGGUCACUCCCAGUGUUACAGUGAAGUACGAACUUUUUUUGGAAUAUCUCAGCCUUGAGGAGUUACAGCAGGAGAUAACAUUUCACAUUUCACGUAGUAAACAUCCAUAGUAUCAAAAUGAAGGUAUUAAUGAAUUCAGAAGUCUGCCAGACAGAAAGCGCCGUUACGAACGGCAAAAUAUGUAAGAAGAAGGACAUAGAAAAUGAAGAAAUCCAAAUGUACCUAGCAAAACUGAAAGAUCUUGUUCCAUUCAUGCCGAAAAAUAAGAAGCUGAGCAAACUAGAAGUUAUCCAGUAUGUAAUAGACUACAUUUGCGAUCUUCAGAACGCAUUGGAGACACAUUCAGCUGUCACAGCAUUUGAUGCAGCGUCGGCAAUGUGUCUGAAACAGUCCCAGGGAGCCAUCAGUCCCAGGCAACCUUUGGGCGUGAGGCAGAGCCCCAAUAGGAUAUUGACACCCUGCGAGGCGCCACUCAUACAGAGUAUCACGAGCCCAGAGACACCUGAUAGGCAAGUAUCUUGCUGAGAACCUGACACAUUGUGCGUUCGUGUUCAACUCAUUCCAAUUCCCUGACUUUAGUCAAAAAGGGAAACGACUGAUUUUCAUUUAUUUAUGAAGAAGUGAUGUUUAAAUAGGAAUAUUCCUGAUGAACAUUUGUUUAGAUUUUAUCUUCGACCAAUCAAUUAUAAUGCGGGAAAUGAAAGUGCGGAUGAGCUCUCAAGGGAAGGAUCAUCCACACCCUAUAUAUACAUGCCCAGAACCUGCCUUGGAGGUGCCCUAAAGCACAACAAGAAAAUCAAGCCAAAUAAUGGGUAAGAAACCAGCACAAGGAACAUUGGCACUUGGUGACUGGAUGUAGGCAUGGGACCAUGUCUCUCAAUGAGUAGAAACCAACUCCGUGCAGUUACAGGGCUUAUAACAGGACUCAAUGGCCUGAAGGAACACCUGAGCAAAAUAGGCCUGUACGAUGGAGACCUUAGCUGCAGAUAAUGCUGAAGUGGGUUCUGUAAACUCCAGGAGCAAGGCAUAAUAAGCCCUAGAGGCUGCACUGCCUUCGGGAACUUUGGUCGGACGGCUUCCGGAAAGGGGAAAAAAGCAUUUAUAAAAAACGUUAACAUUUCAACUUCAGGGUAUUUGUUAGGUAACUAUUAUGGGCGGAUUAAAAAGUUUCCGUACUAGUUUUGUAACUCACCAACAGAUGGCAGCUCGAGGCUGUGCCUGAAUUACCUCACAAAGUGGUGUACGAAAUUUCCUGACUGCGAUUUCGCGAUGAACUAAGAGUUUUAGCAGAGAGCGAACAUUGGGACGUCACUACGGAAACCGUAAAUAUGUAUCGGAAAGUUUAUGGUGAUGAAGGCGAUGAACUGUUCUCAAAUUUUUGAAUAGCAUCGGCGAUAUCAACUGGUAAGAAAGUCCGAACCAAACACUAAAUAAAAUUGUACAACAAAAGCGAUGAGGAAACAUGGUACAGUAAUUUGUGGGGUUAACAGCUGAUUUAUGUAGCAGGAACAACCUCGACGUGUGAUUUUUUGGCAAGUUGAAGGGAAAUAUUUUAUUCACCCUCAUGUUCAGCUUGUCUGACCUCAGUAAAAGAAUUUAAUUUUAUUAAAAAUAGCAUCGCAAGUUUUUAUUUUUAAUUUGAAAAUAGAGCAAAAUGUAUAUGUUGGUCGAAGAUAUAAACAUCUUUUUAAAAAUAUGCUUGAUGAUUUAAAGUUUUUGGUUAUAUACCGGUUGUAAUAGAUAUACGUUAUUCAAAUUAAUAUUUAAAUUUACAUGAUAAUAAAAAAUGAAAUUUUAAGAAUUACAAAAGGAAACUUAUUCUUGAUUCGAAAGUUUAUGACUAGAUACUCUUAAAUCAUCGGCAUUAUUUCUUAAUGGUUUUUUAAUGAUUUUCAUUCUGUGAUUUUCGUAGUGUAUAUAAAGAUUAUAGAGGCUAUUAGUAUAUACGAUCACAUUACAAAAUUUGUAUAAGAGUGAUGGUUGUAAAAAACUUUGGAAGUAACACAUAUUCCAUCAUGUUUUUGUGAUGAACAAUUGCAAAUAAUUUCUUAUCGAUUCGUGCCAAAAUGGGCACACUGCGUACUAAUCUUUUCAAACGUUCCGGUCGUUUUCACAUUUUAGGGCUCCAGCAAUUUCAGUUUCUCAAAAGCACACAAUUUUGGUUCAGGUGCUCAUUUUGCAUUAAAAUAACAAGAUUACUUUUCCGAAAUAUUAGCAUAUUCACUCCAUUGUUGAAUGUUUUAAUACUAUGUUACUACCCCAAUAAUGAAUAUUGUGAAUAUUCAACAAAAAGUAUUUUAUUGAAAGAUUUAUACUUUGAAUACUGAAAUAUGACACAAAUAUGCCCAUUAUGAUUCUGAUACUAUCUUCGGUAUGAUUGUCUGUUGUAGUGGAAUAUGAUUUCGAAAUGCUCGUGAAGGAUUCAUUGAAUGAUAUGUUUGUCUUUUUUUUUUGCUAAUACUUUCAAAGGUACAAGAUGAAUAGUGCAAUAAGGAUAAUGGCCUAGCUUUAAUUAGAUUAGUUUUCUUUUGUAAACUUCCUUUCUGUCAAUGUCUUCAGAUACUUUUAAUGGAAAACUUUGUGAAUAGUGUUCUAUGUUAAAUAUAUUGCGUGACAAAAAAAAUGUAAAUAGUUAUCUAUCCUAUAAUUCCAUAUUGUAAAAAUCUAUAUAUGACAUUUGAGUCAAAUUAAAAGAAUAAAUUUGUACA
Messenger RNA from Acanthoscelides obtectus, 2945 nucleotides. The record is from the annotation of a GenBank genome assembly. NCBI's taxonomy places the organism in Eukaryota, Metazoa, Arthropoda, Insecta, Coleoptera, Chrysomelidae.